Thyridium curvatum is the source of this 2352-nucleotide messenger RNA. RefSeq lists its product as uncharacterized. The record is from RefSeq and is a predicted model, not a curated record. Bases 1 to 2352 code for a protein of 783 amino acids. Gene Ontology annotation, molecular function: DNA-binding transcription factor activity, RNA polymerase II-specific; zinc ion binding; transcription cis-regulatory region binding. NCBI's taxonomy places the organism in Eukaryota, Fungi, Ascomycota, Sordariomycetes, Thyridiales, Thyridiaceae. The transcript has 2 exons. Gene Ontology annotation, cellular component: nucleus. Gene Ontology annotation, biological process: positive regulation of transcription by RNA polymerase II.
AUGGCACAACCGCCUCUCCAGGCCUCUGGACCGCCCAAGGAGGGCCGCCAGCAGCCACAUCCGCCAAGCGAGCCUCUUGCAGACCAGGGGCCGGAAGAUAAUACUGCUCCUGCUGCCACCACCACCGGCUCUGAAGCUGCUGGUCCCGCUGCCGUUACCACCAAUGCCAAUGCUGCUCCUGCUGCCACUCCUGUUCUUCCUGUUACCCUGAACGGGAGUGCUGAGGGCGCUGCUGCUGCUGCCGCUGCUGGUGGUCCUGGUACUCCUGCUGUCGUGGAUGCGGGCGCAGCUCAAAACCCCGUGGCUCCUACUCCUACCUCUUCCCUGCUGCCACCUCCAUCUACAGACGACGCGGCUGUCUCUACGAAUGGUGUCGAACACAACCACACUCGGCAUCCCACAGACGCCUCUGCAUCCUACUCGGUGCCCGUCCUUCGAGAAGGCAGCACCGACGCUGCUCCCUCUUCCACCCUCGACCCGACCCUCUACCAACAACAGCAGCAGCAAUCACCUGCUACCGAGGCCGCCACCAACGGAUACGACCAAAAUCACGCGGCCGUCACAAACGGGGGACUUCUGUCCUCUGCGUCCUCGCCCUCCAUGUCCAACCCUCACCAACCCCACGGCCUGCCUCGCCAGAACUCGGGCUACUCAAAUCCGACCUCAUACUCCCCUCCCAUCAUGAACCCGGCACAGUUUGGUUAUGGACCACCUCAACCGGGUCAGCCAGGCGGAGACCUGUACAGAACCUCUCCUGCCCCUGGGGUAAAUCCUGCUAUGUCUCUUCCUAGCAUGCGCAGCAUCGAUCCCCUCCAGCAACAGCAGGCUCAACAGGGGAUACCAGUUCCCAUUCCCCCGACGAUAGGUUCGACUGGCGGACCGAUGGGCUACUACCCGAUGCCUGGCUACGGCAUGCACCACGACAUGCGAUUCGCCAUGCCGCCUCCGUUCGGACACGAUCCCCGCGUUACUCUCAGUGGAGGCCGUCAUAAAAAGUGUGACGAGACGCAUCCGACCUGCAACAAUUGCAAGAAGUCCAAGCGAGACUGCGCCGGCUACGAUCCCAUUUUCAAGCAACAGCAAGGGCCCCUCCCCACCAUCCAGCCCGCUCUCGGCAGCACUCAACAACAGCCUCCGGCUCCGACGACACUUGCAGCUGCGCCGACAGUCCCUUCCUCAGCUCCUCCUCCAAAUCCUUACGCACAUCACCAGGCGCCCGUGCUGGCGAGCUCAUACCACACGUCCUCAACACCCCAGGGCCAGCUCUCCUACGACCCCGCCCUCUCCUCUGCCCCGCCUACCGCAAAGCAAGAAGGCUUCGAAUACCCUCCCGCGAUCGACCCGGCGCUUGAGGGCACGGCUAGGCUGCCACUGCACGAUCCCUUGAGACCACUAGAUUACGGCCAACCUAAAGGUGGCGCACCCUCUACCGUCCUCCAAUCUCAAGAGUCACCAUUGACUUACUCAAGUGCUCCAGCAAAGGAUAUGAAGGUCGAUGAGCUUAUCGCCCUGGGAGGGCCGGCACCCCCACCGCCGGCCGCCCCGCCCACUCGGGAGAAGCUGGACGAAAUCACCAAUAUCUACUACGACAUCUAUAUGACGGGCCUCAAGGAGUUCUUCGAGACGACCUGGUUCAACUUCACUCCCCAGGGCCCAAACCCCAUCAGCAUACUGCAUAAUAACAAAACUCUAAUGGACCUCCUCACUUCUUUCCUCGACUCGCUCGCCAGCAUCAAGUCCAACGACCCAUCAGAGAUGGUCAUGACGGGCCAUCUCGAGACCCGCAUUGUCUGGGCCCUCGCUACCCUUGUCUAUACCAUCCCCGCCGCCAUCAAUCCGCCCAAGGAUGAGCCCCUGCCCACCAACGACGCGACCGAGACACGGAAUCGCGUUGCUGUCUUCGAGACACUCCUGUCGGGCGGUCUCCUCGUGCGCAACCCCUGCAUGCCACCACCCAAGACGGGCGAUCCGCUGCGCAUUCGCGAGUACGAGUUCUGGCAUUGGCUUGGCGAGUACUUGCGCCUACAGGACACUCCGCAGAGCAACCUCGCACCUCAGCGCGAGCAGGCACUUGCCCGCCUGCGGAACCUGCUGGACGGCAGGGAGAACCGCGAUAUCCUUUACUCGAUGGUCAUCCUGAGAGAGCUCUCGCCCCAGUUCCCGCCAGGCUACGAGGCGACGCUGCCCAAGCACCUGGACGAGACGGACCCGCGCAGCAAACUCGCCGUCGCGGCCCAGUUUAUCCGCACCGAGGCUUUGGUCAGCGGCGGCACGACCAAUGUCGUGCGACGGUUUGCCGAGCUGGCGGCCAAGGCGUUCAUCUCGCCUGGCGCCAAUGCCCGACGGGCUUGA